Molecule: messenger RNA, 1092 nt
Organism: Chlorella variabilis
Lineage: Eukaryota; Viridiplantae; Chlorophyta; Trebouxiophyceae; Chlorellales; Chlorellaceae
Exons: 4
Coding region: 1-1092 (363 amino acids)
Cellular component (GO): cytoplasm
Source: RefSeq, a predicted model, not a curated record
AUGGGCCACAACGCCUCCAAGGCCCACCACCAGCAGGAGGAGGCGCCCCCAAGCUCCCUCACGCGCGCUGGCAGCGGCGGCCUGGUUCCGCGCUCUGAGACCGCGCGGCGCUCCUGCGAGCUCAAACGCGUCAAAAAGCUCAUCAAAACCGACCUCCUGGCUCCCUGCUGGCAGCCCAUCGCCGACGGCCAGGGCUGCGAGUGCCCCGUGUGCAUGGAGGGCUACGGCAAGCUGAACCACACCGCCUGCUGCCACCAAGACAUAUGCACCGAGUGCUUCAUCAACAUCGUCGCAGACAGCGCCGGCGCGCGGUGCCCUUACUGCCAGGCGGACGCGCUCCAGGUCUACCUGCCCAGCGGCGACAGCAAGCAGGCGGGCAGCCGCGCGCGCAGCGGGCGGCGCGCCGAGCCCUCCACCCGAGCCUCCUCGGUCUGCCCGCAGCAGCAGCAGAGGCAGGCGGCGGCGGCGGCGGCCCCGCUGCGGCUGGCCGCCGGCAGCAGCUUCUUCGGCGGCAGCGCCAAGGGCGCCGCGCCGUUGGACCCCUCUCAGGCCCCGUGCAUGGUGCUGCUGCUGCCAGCCAGCCUCAGCACGCUGGCAGAGGCGGCGGCAGGCGCCAGCCGGCAGCUGGGCUGCCCGCUGGUAGGCAUGGUGCUCACACAGGAGCGCCCCCGGUACGGCAGCAGCAGCGGCGGCGGCGGCGGCGAGGCGCCCGUGGCUCCGCUUCCGGGUCCCGCCGGCCUGGCCAGCCCCGCCGGCGGCCCCGCCCUGCUCCUCAAUCCAGACGGCACAGGCCAGCUGGUGCUGCUGAGCAGCGGCGAGGGCGCGGCGCCGGCGGCGGCGCCGCAGGCCGAGCAGCCGCCUCUGCCUUCCUACCAGGCACCUGCCAACCCAGAGGACGAUCGCAUGCGCGCCGCCAUCGCCCGGGGGGACUCCGCCCUCAGGCGCCAGCAGCCCGCGCCGCGGCCCCGCGCAGCCGCCGGCGGCGCCGGCGGCAGCGGCGACUGGCUGGCACGCAUGCAGGCCGCCGACGCCGCGGUGCGGCAGGCGGUGGCCCGCAACGAUGCACAGCGCUUUGGCGGCGACACCCCCUGA